GCAAUCCGUAGCGAGUUCAGUGUGCCUUUAAUACAUAGCAAUAUUUUCAUUUAUGCGUAAAUAUUCCAACAUAUGUUUUGUAAGGAAGUUAUCCGGUUAUGAUAACGCUUGUAGUUUCCGUGUUUGUUGUGUUACUCGGAUACUUUGGAGGUCAAAGUUACGGACAUGAUGGCGGAUGGGAUGGGAACAGACACGGUCGUAGCCGGAUGUGCCCGUCAGAGGACCCAGAAACACACAGAUGCUACGAAUUGAAAACACAUAACAGCACGUGCAUUGUAACACGUAUAACCGGAUGUGACCCGAAAUACACGUAUUAUUGCAAAUUAAUGGUGGAGUAUGAGGAAAAGCCAUGCACGGUUUACACGUGCAGUCAUCGAGGCUGCUGUGAAGGGUACAUCGAGAAUAGAUACGGUAGUUGUGUUUCAGAAGAAAUAGUCGAGGCACUCAAUUGUGAGAAUGGCGGCACAAAGACAUCUGACGGUUUCUGCAGAUGCCCAGAAAAUUUCAGAGGAAAACGAUGUGAAAAACCUGUAUGCGGGGGUACGUGUUUGAACGGAGGUCGCUGUGAAGUUGAAAAAGGGGAACCAAAAUGCAUUUGUCCUUCGUCUCUAUAUAAUGGAACAUUUUGCGAGACUGUGUCUUGUGAAGAUUCUUGCCUGAAUGGAGGACAGUGUCACCAAGACGGAGUUCUCUCACGCUGUAAAUGUACUCACGGUUACCAAGGAGAUAGAUGUCAAUAUCCAAUCAACGAAAAGUGCCCUUUCGUGCAAAGUAGGAGUCGUGCGUCUUGUGGAACUAUCUGGAAUGAUUGCGAAUUUGACCUUGACUGUGGGAACGACACGGACACAUCUGUUUGCUGUUACAAUGGUUGCAAUGGGGAAUGCCGGGUACCAGAAUUAGAAAAGUGCACUUACAAAGGAAAAAUCUACAACUCAGGAGAAACGUUUAGCCCUGACACAUGCAAGAAAUGUGUGUGUCAAAUGUAUGGGGAGGUCACUUGUUCGGAAGUUGAAUGUCCAGAGAAACGAUGUCCCUAUGGGCAGAGACCGAUACAAGUUGAAGAACAUUGUUGUAAAGUCUGCCCUGAUCAAGAUCUCAAAAGUAAGGAAGCUCCUCGAUUCACAAACUGCCCUGAACAGUUUAUAGUACUGAAUGUUAGUGAAAACGGUGAUGACGCACAUUUGCCCCCGCUAAAUCUUCAAGCAGAGGAUGCAUAUGGAUCAAAACUUGCUGUGUCCUACAUCCAGACAGAAUUCCAUCACAGCCGUAAAGCCGAGAUCCGCAAAAAUAUCCACAUCGUGACCGCUUACUCCGAUUGUGAUUCACACGGCAGAAGGGCAGAAUGUAACUUUAAAGUUAUUGUAAGGGAUCCAUUUCCGCCGGAGUUUAAAUCAUGUCCGGCAGAUGUAUACGCUGACGAAAACGACGUGAUCUCGUGGGAUGAGCCGGUCAUUUCCGACAACGUCGACGUGUAUAAUAUCAGAGUGGGCGGUGACUAUAUCCGGAACCGGUAUAUGGCGGUAGGGACUUACCCUAUCAGCUACACUGUGUGGGAUUAUGACAUGAACCAAGCAAUUUGUGCCUUCUUAGUACAUAUUGUUCAGGAAAGGUUUUAUGAAGACCACGAAGAUAGGUAUCCCAGGUAUGGAGGUGUUCCAGCUGGUACAAUAGUUGGAAUCGUAACAGGGUUGAUAAUUGCAUGUGGUUUGUGUGUCUGCUUCACAGUCCGUGUGCGUCAGUUGCGCCGGGAACAAGAUGAAGAACAAUACCAGAGUGAACAAAAUCCGACAACUUUCUCAGUGUACGAUCCUAGUUGCGAACAGAAUCCAAAUGUGUAUGAAAACAUCGACAUGAAGCUACCAGACUUACCAGAAUAUUCGCCAGCAUCUGAUCCGCCUUCGUACGACCAGAUUGAACACAGCAAGGCAUAUGAUGACGCAGAAAAAGUAGUUCGGCCAACUUACGAGGAGAUAUCUACUCCCACAUCAGCGCUGGAAACAAACCAGUAUGAAAACAUGCCUAAACAUGGAGAAGAAAACAAUGCCUAUCUGAACGAAAGCAGCUAAAAUGAAAAAUAUGAAAAUUCUGACAUUUUAAACAAAACUUUUGCAAUUUAAGUACAACAAUGUUUCAUUAUUACAAAAGUUAAGCCGCUUGAAUCCCGAGUGUAAAAUCUUCUAUUUUAGCAUUAACUGCAACAACUUGAUAUUUAGAUGCAUAUAAUGGCAAACUAAAAGGGAGUCACGUAGAUGAUUGAAAGUCACAAACAGAUUUUUUGCAACUUUGUUUUUAUUUCGCUGUUGUGUGUAGACGUUUUGUUUCCUGUUAUCAUAGUCCACUACAUGAGCGAUCCAGUUUCUCAAUGGAAAUAUCCCUUACAUUAUAUAAGUGAUCCGUUGUCACGCGAAAGUUUCAACAUUUGUAAAAAAAUCAACCAGGAUAAGGUGGUAUAUAGUGAGACAAUAUGAAGGAAUAUAUAUGAUUAUGAAGAAAAUAUGGAACAUUUGGUCAGGUCACUGGGUCAAAGGUCAAUAUCAUUGUGACAGUUAAUAUUAACGAAACUUUUAUUUUGAAGUUUCUUAGUCAAAGGUCAUCGUCACUAGCAUACUAAGUGGUCAGAUUAACUUAUUGUGUGAUAGGGAUGGUCGUCCGUCCAUCUGUUGGUAAAUUUAGUUUUUACUAAAUAACUUGAGACUGAUUUGACCUAGGAUCCUCGUCUUUUAUAGGCACACUGCUCAAUGGCAGAAGAUGACCCCUUUUGAUUAUUUGGCCAUUGGAUCAAAAGUCAGUCCCUCAAGCUCUAGAGGGAGUCAGUGGCGCAGUGGUUAGCAGGUUGGACUACAACGCCAGCGAUCCUGGUAAGAUUCCCGAUCGCGGCUCUCAUCACGCUGACUGGUGUACUUAAACUAGUAUGGUUUUCAACAAUAUCGGCCUAUGACAUCUGCCGAGGGCUUGGCUGGAAAUAAAUUGUUUCUCCCAUUCCAGAUGGGAACUUUCAACGACUACCCAUGUUAAACAAGAAACUGUACCUUGUAUUAAGAUCACAGAGACUGGUAGUAAAAAUCGUUUCCGCUUGCUAGAUCUAUUGACCAUGCAGAGCGGACGCAGUGGACCAGUAACUGUCUGACUACGAAACCGGGAAUCUUGAAUUAGAUCCCCCGCUCUUCAAACUGUUAAAACAAGGUCACAUUCACAAUGAAACCUUUUUGAUUUAAAGGUUUCUAAGUUAAAGGUCAUAGUAAAUGUCAUGCGAAAUAUUGAGACAGAUACUCAUUCACUUUAUAUCUGUUGAACCCAGCAAUGGUGUCAGCUUAAGACCUGUCUCCGGGCGUAUAUUACUCCGCACAAUGGUGCUCUUGUUUAUGUAUUGUAUUUAUGUUUACUUACGUUUCUUUUCUUUUCAUUAUUAUGUCUCCCACCAUAUUUUGAUUUACUCCUGUGUGUGUGUGUCUGUGUUUGUGUCUGUCACAAAGCUUGUCCGCACUCUAAGUCGAACAUUUCUCAUCCGAUCUUCACCAAACUAGAACAAAAUGUGUUUGCCAAUAAGUCCUCGGCCAAGUUCGAUAACUAGCCAAAUCGGCCUAGGCUCUUCAGAAUUAUGGCAUUUGACCAUAAUUACUGAACCAUUCAUCCUAAUCACCUAGACUCAUAAAAAUGCUGAACCAUUCAUUCUAAAACUUGCCCCAAAAACCAUUUAUCCUAAUUACCUACUGAACCAUUCGUCCUAAAACUUGCUCCAAAAAUUACUGAAUCAUUCAUCCUAGUCCACCUAGACUCACUAAACACUGAACCAUUCAUCCUAAAACUUACUCC
Mercenaria mercenaria is the source of this 3813-nucleotide messenger RNA. RefSeq lists its product as uncharacterized. Gene Ontology annotation, molecular function: protein binding. The record is from RefSeq and is a predicted model, not a curated record. Lineage: Eukaryota; Metazoa; Mollusca; Bivalvia; Venerida; Veneridae. The transcript is spliced from 14 exons. Gene Ontology annotation, biological process: heterophilic cell-cell adhesion; establishment or maintenance of epithelial cell apical/basal polarity. Bases 99 to 2066 code for a protein of 655 amino acids. Gene Ontology annotation, cellular component: plasma membrane; protein-containing complex.